Exserohilum turcica Et28A is the source of this 1692-nucleotide messenger RNA. RefSeq lists its product as uncharacterized. Lineage: Eukaryota; Fungi; Ascomycota; Dothideomycetes; Pleosporales; Pleosporaceae. The transcript is spliced from 3 exons. The record is from RefSeq and is a predicted model, not a curated record. Bases 1 to 1692 code for a protein of 563 amino acids. Gene Ontology annotation, molecular function: cobalt ion binding; magnesium ion binding; magnesium ion transmembrane transporter activity.
AUGGCGUCGCCGUUCCGACCCGCGUUGCCUGCAGAAGACCUCCCGGCAUACUACCAGGAACUAGACGACGAUAACAUCCGAUACUGCUUCCGAGACUUUGAUGUCGAACGAAACUUUGAUUUGUUCGACCGGCAGACGCGAGACCCCCGAAGCAACAACUUCUGUGUCGACUUUGGCGAAGACAAUGCCUUUUGCGCCUUUGACCUCGACGCGCAUGCGUAUGAGAAGCUGCUCAGUGCACCGCGGCCAGCAGAGCUACACACACGCUGGAUCCACAUCUGGAUGCCGUACAACCAGAAGGACUUGAUUCGCACGCUGGCUACCCACUUUGACUUUACACCGCGACUCAUGGGGCUAAUGAAGAGCGAUCAUGUGAAUCCGAACUCGUCACGUACUGGAUCGUCGCUGCGAGCAAAAAAGAGCUCGUCAACGCUAAAGUCACUGAUAUCGCACAAAUCCCAAAGGUCGGAGAGGGCCAAGCAGGCCAAUGAAGAGCCCAUGGACAUAGAGUCGAGUAUAGGCCUGACGAGCAUGAUGCAGUCGACCCAGCUGGAGAUGGUGCGGGACAUGAGCCACUACCAGCUUGUGAACGACGUGUGGCACUGGAGCACGGUGGACAAGGGUCGAAGAUACAUGUGCAUCGGCUUCAACGCCCUCCACAACAUCCGCACCAAGCCGCACCAAGACCACAAAGACACUGACGGCACCGACCGAGGCCAAGAUGUGCCCCAAGGCAAGCGCGUGUGGAACUGGCUUGCACUAUGUGAAAACAAAACCGUCAUCUCCAUCUCCGAAGACCCAUUCCCUUUCUCCAACGGCGUGCUCAGCACCCAGGACCUACGCGUCCUCUUCACCACCCGCCGCAACCUCGUCAAUGUCUUCCGCCAGCUGACAAAAGCCCCGACACCGCACACAGACGCAGCACUCAUCCAGCUCCCGCUGCGACACCGCGUGGGCCGCAGCGAAGAGGAAACGGCGCACCGCCCCACCGACUCACCAGGCCUCCUCUUCUACUACCUCUUCGAAGACUGGGGCGCCACCUUUGACAUAAUAUCUCAGCGCGAGCACGGCUACGAGCUCAUCAUCGAGCGCGUGCUUAGAAAGCAGGAAGCCACACUGGCGUCGCUCAAGAACUCGCAUAUCCUGUCUGGCGCCGCCUCGCUCGCCUCGUCGGCCCACCAGCAAAUGAUGCACGACACCAUGGCGCUGGCCGGCCCGCUCGUGCCCGAGACAGACAGCCUGCUGGGCGUCCCGCUUAGUUCGGCCGCGCGCGUGCGCUUCGAGCGCCUCAAAGACCGCAUUGUGCUGUAUGCACUCAGCGAGAUCCAAGAGUGCCUGGACCAAAAAGACUCGCUCGUCAUGAUGAACUUUAAUCUCAUUGCCCUGAAAGAAUCCUACAGCGUCGAGCGCCUCACGUGGGUCACGCUGCUGCUCGCCAAAAUCACCAUUUUGUUUACCCCCGUCACGCUCAUGACGGGCUACUUCAGCAUCCAGUUCAAGGAUAUCGUGUUUGAAAUGGGGAGUUAUUGGCGGAGCUUUGGCUAUAUUUUCGCGGCGAGUUUGGCGCUGCUGGUGGCGUUUAGCUGGAUGAGCGGCACGUUUGAGGGUAAGAUUAUUACGAGUAGUUGGACGAGGUCGGCGUUUGACGGGAGUAGGAGGUGGUUGGCGCAUAGGAGGCGCAAGAGAGAUUGA